AUGAGUGGCGACCAAAUUUCAACUGAAGACAUUAUGUUGAUUUGUGUAGAACCUGUCAACAUAGAUUCGACAUUCAUAGAUUAUUUUGAACAGAAUGGAAUGAAUGUAUAUAACUUCGAAGAUAUUGACGAAUGUAUUGAAUAUAUUUUGUCACUUGAUCCAGAAGAUGUUUUUGUUUUUGUGUGGCUUGGUCUUGGAUGGAAUCAUCUCAUUCCUAUUUUACACGAAUUUGAACACAUUAACUGUGUGUAUCUCACUGAACCUACCCAUUAUAGUUUCAUAUCUAAAGUUCAUGGAGUAUAUACUCAUCCUGGCGAAUUACUUCAACAACUUAUUCGAGAUAUACGAAUCUGUAAUCAAAAUAGUUCAACACAUUUGAAUAUGUUUUACAACCAGGAAACAUCAACAAUUCAUAAUCCACAAGGAACUAUCGUUCAAUCCCUAUGGUCUGAAUUACUUUUAAUAUGUUUACUUCGAAUGCCCCGACCUUCUGCAGAUGUUUAUAAAGACGUGAUAAAAGAAGCGCGGUUCUUCUAUCGCAACAAUGCAGUUCAGCUUGCCCAAAUCGAUGCUUUUGAAAAGAACUAUCGUCGUGAAGAUGCAAUCCGCUGGUACUCGCGUAAUUCAUUUGUUUAUCGAUUAGUGAACAAAGCUCUUCGAACUCAAAAUUUGGUAAUCCUUUUCAAAUUUCGAACUAUCAUUAAAGAUAUCUACGAACAGUUAACGAAGUUGUACCAUGAACAAUACUUUACUGGAAAAACGGAAAAUAAAGCAUUGUCGACAAUUACAUUAUUUCGCGCAAUGAAACUGACAUCUGCGGAAAGUAACCAGCUUCGAUCAUCGAAAAAAGGUUCAAUUAUAUCGAUAAAUUCAUUUACAUCUGCAUCAAUCAAUCCAGCUGUAGCAAUAGCAUAUUUGGGUGAUGACUCAGAGAGAGAUGUUAUGUUGGAGAUUGUCAUUGAUAGAAUGUCACUCAAGUCAGACACUCUACCGUUUGCGGCGAUUCAUUCAUUCAGCAUGUUCUCAGAUGAAGAAGAAGUGUUACUAUCAAUGGGAACUAGACUGCUAAUCGAAUCAGUAACGACCAAUGAUCAGUAUAAGAAUAUUUGCAUUAAAACUCGAUUGUGUUAUGAAAUGGACGAGACAAUGAAAGAACUGAGAACAUAUAUUUUAGAAAAACAGUUGUAUCAUGGAAUGGAUCAGUCUUACUAUAUAAAUCAACUUUUUGGACUUCUCAUCUCGACAGGUGACAUGAAACAACUAAAUCAGAUGCGAUCAGUAUUUGAGCUGAAUCAUCAGCAAUCUCUAAAAACCGUUUGUGAAUCGAUUAUCAAAGUACAAAGCUCAAUAAGAGAUUUAGCCUAUGGAGAUGAUCCUGAUCUCAAUUCAUUGAAAAUGGUUUCGAAUUUAUUCACAUCGAUAGAUGCUUUAAUACGUGACGUAGAUAAAUCGGGAACAGUGCAACACUUGUUGGCGCCGCUCUUCCAGGGGUUGACGAAUAUUUCACAUACUAGCGAGUCUGUUGGUUACUUAGAGACAAUGCGACAACAAAUGCCAAAGAUAGUUUCCUUAUUGAAAGAAGCGAUUAAAAUGUUCGAGAUGCCUCCAUCACAUCCUGCAGUCGCAAGUCUUCGAUAUGUAAUAUGUGCCGUUGAAAGUCUACAAGACAAUCAUAUGAAAGCCAUAGAAUACUUUGAUAGAGGAGAUGCAUCUCCUUCAACUUCCACAGUGCUUAAUCAAAUAGUACAAUCACCACUAAUGCUUGCAAAUAUUGUAAAAAGCGCCAAUGUACUCGGCAACCGUGAUUGCUCAGAAAAGAUUAUAGCAGAUCUCCAUGAUCGCACGAAUCCUACCGUUGAAAUAAUUUUCACUUUAGCUGAGCACUAUGAUCAGAUAAAAGACUGGUCUAUGGCAAUUAUAAACUAUCGCCGUAUAAUCGACGAAUGCAACUUACCGCUUAAUUCAAUAUCAAUUAUUGUAGCUUAUAAUCAUAUUGGUAGCGCUUUCUGCGAAUUAAACGAUUUCGAAUCAGCAUUACUCAAUUUUAACCAAGCCCAUCAGCUCUUGCUGCAACAUCAUCCACCUACACAUCCUCUUUUGUCCCGAACACAAAUUCUGAUUUCGACAACACAGUUGAAACAAAUGUGCUGGAACAGCUUCCCCAAUUAUUAUCUUAAUCAUCAAUCAUGA
Messenger RNA from Adineta ricciae, 2190 nucleotides. The record is from the annotation of a GenBank genome assembly. NCBI's taxonomy places the organism in Eukaryota, Metazoa, Rotifera, Eurotatoria, Adinetida, Adinetidae.